AUUUUACGCAUCAAGCUAUGCUGUAUCUUUUAAACAAAGGUUUAUUUAUUUGCUAUACUUUGAUGGAACAUAACCUUAUUUAUUUGAUAUUGUUUACAAUUUUAAUCCUUACAAUCAAUCAUGACUAACUUAACCCAGUCUCUAGACGACAUGAACUGAUUCAAUUGCAUCAAGUUUUCAUACUCAUAUGCCUUGUUGGGUUUUUAGGACAAGCUGUUGAAGGAAGCUACGGCCAAUGAAAACUCAGUAAGAACUAAUGCUUAUUUAAAAAAAAAAAAUUAUUAUUUUUUUGUGUGAACUUUGUUAUGCCAGUCUUUAAUUUUAGAUACAAUUUUAUUCAUAGAAGUUGUUUGUUUGUUAGCAUUGCAUCUAUUGUUAGCAGACUCUAAUUUUAAUAAGUUGUAAACAAUGUUCGUUGAGUCAUUGAGUGGUAGCUUUGGUAUUUAUGUUUACAAAUAAAUCAUUUUUAUGAGGCCUUAUUUGUCUCAAUUACUUUGAUAGAUUUUCAAGUUAUAAAUAUUAUAAGAUUAAAUAUGCACGAUUUAUUUUUAUGGUACCGAUACUUUAGGAAUGAUACAUCUAAUUUAAGGAAUGAUACAUCUAAUUUAAUAUGUUAUUUUUAUACCAUAAAUUUUCUUUUCACAUUGUCCAACACAAUAAAUGGUUUUGUUAAUUGGGAUGGUUACUCUUGAAACUAUUUUUGUUUGGUAGGUUGCCUGGCAUAAUCCUAUAGCACCAGUCCAGUAUGGUAAGGAGCGCCCAAUUGACCACUGUCCCUUUUUUGUUAAAACUGCAGCAUGCCGAUUUGGAGACCAGUGAGCAUUAUUAACAUAUAAUUAACAUAUCAUUAAUGGCUGGCUGUCUUGACAUAUGAGAGGCUAUAGUUGAGAUAAAUGGAAAUCUAUAGAUUUCUUAACAAAUUUAUAUUUAAAGGUACAAAAAAUUUAUGAAUACAAUUAAUGGAUAUGUGGUAUGUGCUAAUUGAGACAAAAUUAGGAUUACAUGUACCUAUAAGUGAAGAUGUUGUUACUUCCCUUAGCUUGUUGGAUUUAAAAUGUAUUUAUUGAUGAUGAAUAUUAAAAUAAUUGCAUUUAUUACUAAUAGAUAUGUUAUAUUUAGUAAUAGUUUGGUAAAAUAUAAAUAAUACCGGUAACAUCUAUUAGUAAUGGUAGAUAAAUAAGUUAUAAUUGUAUCCGUUAAUAAUUAAAUAUGUCAUCACUUAAAACAGUGGCUUAGCAGGGGAAAUUUUCCCCAAUUCCAUGAAAAUAAACUCUGCAGUUGGCAGAAAAUGCUGCCCCUACAUUUAAAGAAAAUGUACUGCCAAGCGCCCCCCCCCCCCCUUUCCCCCCUCCUACAUCACUCCUUAAGCAGCUGUAAAAUUUCUGGACUCAGUCGAAUAGUACUUAGAGUGAUGACCUAGUCAAACAGUUACUAGAGGUAUGACUUAGAUGAACAUACCUAAAGAGAUGACCUAGUCAAACAGUACCUAGAGUGAUGACCUAUCCAAACAUUUCUUUACCAUGACUACCCAGAUAGCAGUACAACUAUUCUUAUACCAAACAUGUUCUCGAGCUUUCAGCUGGAGCAGUCCAUAGUGGAUAAUAAUGACACAGGUAAAUAUUAAUGUACCGGGUAUUCUUAAUUCUUAAUCUAUCUUUCCAUCACUUUUUAUGUUUGCAUAAUAUAGUACAGCAUGGGUGGCCAACCCAAAAGUCUUUACUGGACACUUUUACUUCUAACUUUUAUUAACUUUUUUGCUGCCCUAAUGUUAUUACACCUGAUUAAUAAAAUAAAUACCAAUUAAAUGGUGUAUAUAAUAAUUAUUUGUAUAUUCUUGAUGCACAUAAUGAAGUGCAAAAUAAAAAAACUAGAUGGAACUAAACUAAUGUGAUCUAUGUUAAUAUUUUAUCUCACUUAGCUUUUUAAAUUUCUGUGUAAAUUGAAUGAAGAAAGAAGAAAUUGGCCAUGCUUGUAGUAGACUGUAUUCAUCAAGGCUGUGUGAAAUAAUUAUUAAGAUCAAGAUAUUUCUCAGCUUGUGUUUUAUAUUUGCCCCUACUUCUGGCAUAUGGAAAUGUUUUGUCCCGUGUGUAAGAGAUAUUGUCUAAACAUUGCUUUCAGAUGUAAGCCUCGAGUAUGAUGACAAUGAACUGUACCAAAGUUUCAAGGAUUUUUAUGAAGACACAGUACCAGAAUUCAAGACAGUUGGGACUGUGGUCCAACUGAAAGUGUGUUGUAAUUGUGAGCCGCACCUCCGUGGCAAUGUCUAUGUUCAGUACAAAAGGUUAGUUUCUGCCCCUUUUGGUCUUCUAGAGCAGGCCUGCACAACUCAAAAUGUAAGGCGGGCCAUAAUACAUUAUGAAAAACUUGUUCGGGCCAAAAGAAAAUAGGACAGGACUUGUGCGGGUCAAAAGAAAAUAGGUCAGGGGGGAAGCUAUUAAGAGAACAAUUAGAAUAAAGACAUUUUCGUUAUUUCGCGGGCCACAUGUGGCCUGUAUGUUCUAGAGGUUCAAAAUCACAUAAAGAUUUACCUGCCCUUAUUUUGAUGUUUCUUGCUAGUGUGAGUUUUUCAUUAAAAUGUUCCAACCAUUUGUUUUUCAAACAAAUUUAAAAAAAAAAGGAAAUAAGUAUAGACCAGCAUUUUUUUUUUAAACAGGGAGUCUGCUGCACAGAAGGCUUACGAAAAAUUCAAUGCCCGCUGGUACGGUGGCCGACAGCUCACUUGCAUUUUUGUCAACAUAGAAUCAUGGAAAGCUGCAAUCUGUGGUAGGUUAUGUUAGGGAUAGCUUGAAAAAUUUAAUAUGCUGGUAAUAGAUGAAACAGAACAAUAAUAUAAAUAAAUAAAUAACAACAUUUUUCAAAUAAUACUUUCAGGACUUGCUUCAAAGAAGAGAUGCCCCAAAGGGAAGUUCUGCAACUUUCUGCAUGUGUUUCGUAAUCCAAGAGGAGAGUUUGUUGAUAUGGACUUUGAUCAGAAUUAUUCAGAGAGACAUAAAAAUAAUAUUGAAAACACUAACCAUCCAAUAAACAAUUCAAAGCCAGAAUCUGUGCGUUCAAGUCACAUAAAGAGGCAUUACAAAUCUAAUAGCAGAUCACGGCGGUCAGGUUCCAAAUCUUCCAGUAGGUCAAGGCCAAGAUCUAGAUCCAAAUCGGUCAUUAGGUCAAGGCAGCGUUCUAGAUCUAAAUCUGCCAGCAGGUCAAGGCGGCGGUCUAGAUCCAAAUCUACCAGCAGGUUAAGACAGCGGUCUAGAUCCAAAUCUGUCAGUAGGUCAAGGCGACAUGCUAGAUCCAAAUCUGCCGGUAGGUCAAGGCGGCGGUCUAGAUCCAAAUCUACCAGCAGGUUAAGACAGCGGUCUAGAUCCAAAUCUGUCAGUAUGUCAAGGCGACGGUCUAGAUCCAAAUCUGCCGGUAGGUCAAGGCGGCGGCCUAGAUCCAAAUCUACCAGCAGGUUAAGACAGCGGUCUAGAUCCAAAUCUGUCAGUAGGUCAAGACGACGGUCUAGAUCAAAAUCUGCUAGUAGGUCAAGGCAGUCUAGGUCCAAAUCUGCUAGCAGGUCAAGAAAACAUUCAAGAUCAGAUUCUCCCAGUAGAUCAGAGCGUUCAAGAUCCAAAUCUGCCAGUAGGUCUAAUUUCAGUCUUAACUCUCCAUUAGCUAGCAGUUUGAAACAUAGGUCACAAUCCUUUUCACCUGAACAACCAACCAAAACAAACAAGAGGUCUAGAUCUUGUAGUGCAUCCCCGAAAAGAUCUGUGUCACCAAGUGAGACAUUCGGAAAUAAGAGUUCAAGAUCUGGGUCCUUAAGCAAAUUUCCAAGAUCUCAACAAUCACCAUCUUGCUCACCUAACACUAACAGAUCUCUCCUUAAUGUCAAUAUUAACAAAUCACCAUCACAUAACUCUAUUUCAUCACAAAACAGAGGAGAUUAUUCACUGAGCAAAGAGCUAACAAAAAGGUCUAGAUCACCAUCACAUAAUAGAAGCAUGUCAUCAUCAUCAUCUUGUGAUGAUUUUUCCAGUAGAGAUAUGGGGUCUGUUGGUCACAGAAAGAAAAGAAAAUGCCACAAAAAGAAGAAAAUCAGUAAUGGUAGUGGCAAGUCGUCAGAUUCAGAAGAGGAGAAUUUUUACGAAUAUGUUGAGAAAACCAAAGAAACACUAAUUCCAAAGUAAAUUGCAUUUUUUAAAUUAUUUUGGCUUUGUUAAAUAUCACUGUUGCUUUUUUGUUUUAAAAAAAUAAGCUAAUUAUUUUUUUUAAAUUUGAGAUUUUAUAAUAUUAAUAUAUUUUGCAUUUCGGUUAAUUCUGAUUUACCAGAGUAUUCACUUGUGG
Molecule: messenger RNA, 4320 nt
Organism: Lymnaea stagnalis (great pond snail)
Lineage: Eukaryota; Metazoa; Mollusca; Gastropoda; Lymnaeidae
Source: the annotation of a GenBank genome assembly